Molecule: messenger RNA, 2935 nt
Organism: Juglans microcarpa x Juglans regia
Lineage: Eukaryota; Viridiplantae; Streptophyta; Magnoliopsida; Fagales; Juglandaceae
Product: aberrant root formation protein 4
Exons: 15
Coding region: 247-2070 (607 amino acids)
Cellular component (GO): cytoplasm
Molecular function (GO): ubiquitin-protein transferase inhibitor activity
Source: RefSeq, a predicted model, not a curated record
AAAAAAAACAAGAAAAAGAAAAAAAGGGGUUCGACGAAAUUGGCCAAUUUCAAGGGUCAGAACUCAAAAUCCGUCACCCGCCUUGCCUCGCCUCUUCUCGAAAAGUUUACGAGCUAUUAUGGGGUUUUGAAUCAUUUCAAGCUGAAACUUCCAAUUGCAGGGGCUACGUUUUUUACCUUAAUCGAAGGAAUUCCAGAGGAUUCGCUCGAGUCGUCAGAUUUUAAGUUCCAUUGUUGCAGCAGCGCCAUGUCAGUGGCGAGUGCAGACAAUCACCGCCCCUCCGCUGCUCUUCAUGUUCGAGAAAUCCUGAAUUCAUGCUCCAAAUUGAUCAUAGCUGGAGAUCCACACCAGUCUGAAAACUCGAUCUCGGAGCUUGUUAACUUCCUCGAGGCAAUCUCAGAUGCCGCUUUAUUAGAUCCUGACAACGAGGAUGCAAAAUACAAUGCAUUCGAAGUUCUUUCCGAAGUUUAUGCAUAUCUGUGUUCUCCUUCACUGGACCAGGAAGUUAUCGAUUCGUUGUCAUUUGAGUUGCCAAAGGCAGUGUCCAAGUUUGCGAGUGUGUCGAAUGGAUGUUUGGAGAUUGCUGAGAGUGUUAUCAAUCAAUUAAUAACAAUGUGUAGCCCGCGGGAUAUGCUUUCAAUUCUUUGCGAGGCAUUAGCUAAGAUCGUCAGGACUUCUGCUUAUUUUACCCCUCUCCUAAGUGGUCUUUCAAAAGUAAUUCUUUCCAUUCGGAGGCAUCACUAUGAGCAAGUAAAAGUAGCAGUGCCUGUUAUUGUUAAUGUUUUAAAGGUUGUGACCUCAGAGACUGAUGAUGGGGAUACAGAAAUUGAGGGUUUGUUUGACAGAGUUGUAGGCAUUGCCAGUUCUAUACAUACAGUUUGCUCAAAGUUGGAGGGCAGAUCAAAUGAAAAACUUUGUGCUCUACUUGGUCUAUUUGUCUUGGAAAUCAUGGCUCUUGUUUCCAUCAGCUUGAAUCACAACAAAGUAAGCUGUCAGCACUUGGUGUCACUGUUGUCACGCCUCUUUCCCUACUGUGGUCUAUCAUACCUUGGUUUAAUAACUGGGAAUGAUGUUGAUAAAAUGACUAGCAUUGUUAUAGGAGGUGCGGAAGAUGAAGAUGAUUAUAUGAGUUGUUUAUCUGAUGUCAAACUCGGCGCAUCUCUUUCAGUUAUUUGGGGCCAUAUCUCAGAUGAAGUUGCUCAGGCUGCUGAGGAGGACUUGGCUACUGUCAAGGAUGAACUUCGAAGUAGCCAGUUAAGAAGGUGGCAAACAGUUGGCAUGUUAAAGCACAUAUACUCUUUUGUCAGUCUGCCAUCGGAUCUAAAGAAACAUGCCAUCGACUUCUUGCUUUGCAUCACUGAUGGAAAUGUAUCCCAGAACGUUGAUGAUGAAUAUAUUGACUUGGCAUUGUAUAUGCCUAGUCUUUUUACUGCUUUGCAGGCUAUUAAAAUGGUAAUCAUAUAUGCACCAAAUACAGUGUUAAGGAAGCUUGCCUUUGAUGCAUUUAAGAGGGUACUUGCAGAUAUUCCAACUUCUCAUAGGUUUGAAAUUUUAAAAGCUUUGAUUACAAAUACCGACUCUUCCUCCAUGAUUGCAAUUCUUUUGGAUCUUGUUAAAGGGGAAAUGCAUGCAGAGAGUUGCAAAAGAAUAUCAACAAUAAAUGAUGAAGUUCAGCAAACGGAAAAUAAAGAAUGUUGGAGACCUUUGCUGUGGAAUGCUAGUGUCCUUGAACUAGUGGAAUUAGUAUUGAGGCCACCCAAGGGAGGCCCUCCACCCCUUCCUGAGCAAGGGGAUGCGGUGCUGUCUGCCCUGAACUUGUACAGAUUUGUGUUAAUAACAGAGUCGACAGGAAAAACCAACUAUAGUGAAGUGCUGUCCCAGAAUAAUUUACACAAGGCAUACCACGAAUGGUUUCUACCUCUUCGAACCCUGGUGACAGGCUUAAUGACAGAGAACAGGAAUGAUUCUGAUCAACUUGCUGUUGACACAGUCUGUCAACUAAACCCGAUCGAGAUGGUUUUGUACCGGUGUAUAGAGCUUGUCGAAGAAAAUCUGAAACCAUCUACAUAAACUGUCGCUUGUGGGUGAGUCCAACAGCGUGUUACCAGAAAAGAAUGACACGAUUUAAGAAUCGAGAAAACGGGUUGGUUUACCCUCAACAAAUUUCCAGAGAAAGAACUUUCUGCAUUUGAGGAUAUUGAUAUCCCUCUCCCGAAAUUUUCGACUUUUUUCUCAUUUCAAGAAAGAGAGAAUGGAACAGUUGAAUCCUACCAUCAGCAACUUUCUCUGAAGUUUUUUUUUUUUUUUUUUAUAGGUAACUUCCACUGAAGUUUUUAUACAGUCCAUCUACACGAGGUUCUGUGCUUGGCCAUGACAGUGUAACAGAAUUUGAUAGCCUGAUGGAACCAGGUCCUUUGGUGAGGAGAAGAAAAGCCGUCAACAUGAGGUCCUCAGCUCAUCCCAUAUAAUGUCUCAGUACUUGAAUCUUCCUCGGAUGGCAUCAUAUUUAGAUCAGGCAGCAAGAAAUCGCCAUCCCUUGCCGGGGCAGCAGCCUUCCCUACCUCACAAGGUUCUGAUUGCAGGUUAUCGUCACUUGUGGUGUUUGCCGGUAAGCUCAAAGAAGUAUGGUCAGGAGCGGGGGCUAUUCUCUGGUAGGCUUCUUUAUGAACAGUUUUCUCAAGUCCAUCACAAGUUGCAUUGAGAUCUUUUGCUGAAUGCAAGACCGAAUCAAGCUGCAAAACAUAAAGAUGUUCUUUUCAGAAGAGUUGAACAAAGAAAGAACCGCAAGAUUACUGGAAGGAGCUCGGUGCAAUAUGUAGACUCCAUUAGUGAUAUUGCUGUAUAAUACUGGUUGGCAAAUUUGUAUAGUGAUUACAUCUUUAGAUACAAUCAAAGGACAAGAUUAAAAUAUAAUACUCGGGUCACCUUUAUUCUC